UCCGCUCUUCACGAACCGGCUCCAUCAUCCGAAAAUAACAAUUGUAGCCUGCUACGCCCCUUGCCCGCACAACAAAAGCAAAUAGCUUCCCAAACACUCUGCGUUUCUUAUGUUUAGAUCUAAUGGCAUAGUAUCUACCCCACGCUAAAGUGCAGCUAUCAAAAGAAUUAGCGCAGAGAACGCGUAUUUCUUCAGUAUCAAUUACUUUGUGGCAAGGUGCAUGAUAACUUUACAGGCUAGGAAUAAGCGUUGCGUCACCAAGAACCUACAGCUACAAGGAAAAACGGGAGCACUUCAAGUGCAACGGUCCAAAUUAUCGAUCGUGGCAUAACAGUGAAUCAACCCGGAAAAAGUGGAUUCUAAUUGAAGCCCAGUCAUAAUCAACUCGUUGGCUAGAAUGUUCUAGGGGAUGGUGGCCUAUAUAAAACCAAAAAAUAACCACCUGUACACUCUGCUCUGAUGAGGAACUUUUGUUUGACUUUGUUCUAAACGAAGACGUCAAGGGAGUGUGAUUAAUUUUUGACCUGAGUCCAGAAUUUUGUUUCAGUGACGACCAAGAAUUUGUGACCUCCGCUUUAUGGCCGGCCACCAGUUAUAUAAACAGGGUUCCCAUUCUUUUAAACUCUAAGAAAUUUAGUAAAUGCUAAGUGUAAUAAAUUUAUACAAUUAUCAAUCUGAAAGUUUCUCUUCACCAAAGGUUUCCUUUUUUUAAGAUAUACGGAAACAUACUACCAGCAUCCACGAGUUGGUUUAUAUAGAACCAUUUUUACGUGGCCCCAAUGACUUAUGUAGUAGCUAUCGCACAAAGUGCAAGCUUCAAAAAUCAAUAGAAAAUAGUGUAUCAUUCAUUGCUACUAGUUCAUGGCAAGGCGCAUUAUAACUUGCAUGCUAAUGUUGAGCGUCGCGCAUGCGUGACCAAGACACUCAGCGAUAAGGAAGAAAGGGUACUUCAAGUGGGUUUUCACAUGAUUAUUCAAUACGAAGGACAUUACUCUUUGCUGCAAUUUUGAUUAUUAUAACACAUGUCAAUCCCACUUUUUCUUGUUUUAUUGUCCCAAAAUCGCGAAAAUUUAGUGACCUAAUUUCUAAAAUAGUUCACGGGCUGGCUGCGCAUCGUUCAUUGCAACGAGUUCAUGGCAAGGCGCAUGAUAACUUGCAUGCUAAGGCUAAGCGUUGCGUCACCAAGACCCUGCAGCUAACAGGAUAAAAGGGAGCACAGGCCUUAAAUAGAAUAAAGUGGCAGAGAAUAACAGUGAAUCAACCCGGAAAAAGCGAAAUUACUAAACCCUGUUAUCAUCAACUCGUUGUUGGCGAGAAUGGUCUAAGAGAUGGCAGCCUCAAGCCACUUUGAACACAAAGAAAUGGACCACCUGAGCUAUUCUGCUGAUGAGCAACUAUUGUUUGACUUGGUUCUAAACGAGGACGUCGAAGGAGUGCGAUCAUUUUUCGACCUGAGGCCAAAUUUUCUCUUCAGAACCCGGGAUUUUGUGACGCGCGCUUUAUUGUCCGACACGAUAGAUCUGAACCGCGGUGAUAUUCUCAAGAUUUUCCUCGAUGAACAGGCUAGAAUUGGGGGAGCAUUAUUCAACGCUGUCAGAAAGGGUUCCAAGGAUUGCGUUCAGACGAUGCUUCCCUAUAUCAGUAGCAAGCGAGGAGAUAUCGGACCCGAGGAUGUCAAGCCCGGAGCUUUUGUGAGCCCUCUGAUGCUGGCAGUUCACCUAGAGAAAUUCGAUAUUAUUGAACUGUUUUUGUCCAAAGGUUAUCGCGUGCUUGAGCCUCAUGAUGAUGAUGAUGAGGAUGAUGAUGAUGAACAGCUUAACAGAACCAAUGUUGGUCUUGAACUGUCCAAUGAACUGUCCUUUAAUCUGCGAGUCAAUGCCUACCGGGCGCUAGCCAGUCCACUGUACAUAUCCUACUUCUUUAUCAUGAACCCUGAUGCACUCCAUCCCAUCUUCCACGUGCUUGAGCUUAACAAAAAGCUUAAGAAUCAAAUGUAUCGUGAUUUUGAAUUCAAUAAUGACUAUAAACAGAUCUCUAAAGACUGCCAGAGAUUCGCGGUAGAUUUGCUUGAGCAGUGCCGCACUACUGAUGAAACCAAUGUGCUCCUUGAUGUCUAUCCUGAGAUUCAAAGGGUCUACGAAAAGGAUAAAAAGCACGUAGAGGGCUCGCACACAGCAUUUAAAGAACUGUCCGUGCUGAAUUUAGCAAUUCGAAACGACAUGAAUGAGCUGGUUGCCCAUCCGCAAAGCCAGCUCCGUCUAGACAAGAUAUUGUACCACGGCAUCUAUACGUUCAAGCGUGAGCCAAGAGUUUGGAGGUACCGUUCAUGGUACACUGGGAAACUGUUUUGGUUGAGGCACACCCUUCUACUACCCUUCUUGGCACUCUUUUAUAUCAUUGCUCCUGACUGUCGCAUCUCAAACGUACUAAAGACACCAACGGUCAAGUUUUACAGCCACACUAGUGCGUUUGUCCUCUUUGCGAUUGCACUGGCGAUGUCUUCAAUUGAAGAUCAUUUCACCGAUUACACUCUUAUCCCAGUUUUAAUUGACUGGGGAAUACUGCUAUUUGUUCUAGGACUGUUCCUUCAAGAGAUGAAAGAUUUAUAUUUCCAGGGCGCGUUUCGCUACAUUCGUCAAUGGUGGAACAUCAUAUCUCUUCUCAUGGUCGUACUGUUCCUUAUCUCGUACAGUCUUUGUUUAACAGCUUAUUUGUCUCCACAGACCUCUCCGCCUCACCUGAAGAAUUUGGCAGUGCGCUCAAGCCAAUUGUCUUUAUUGGCUAAUAGCUUUUUUGCCUUCGCCAUGGUCUUUAGUUUCAUUCACUUGACUAACUUUCUCCAAGUAAGCGAUGUUUUUGGGCCACUGCAGCUUUCUCUUUACAUGCUAUUUGCUGAUUUGAUAAAGUUUUUCGUGUUCUUCUUUGUACUCUUCAUGGCGUUCGGACUUAGCCUGAGGAAACUGUACUCCCACUAUAAGACAUCGCAGCAGCAUUUUGUCAACAUCACCAGACCAGUAGACACCGAUCAUCCAUAUUCAGCUGUCAAGUCAGGAUUUCUUAAUCUUUUCUGGUCAAUGUUCGGCUUGACAGAACUCGCCACAUUUGAUACAAAAGACAAAGAAUUUUCUAUCACCAAGGAGACCGGCAUGCUGUUGUUCGGACUGUUCCAGAUACUAGUGGUCAUCAUUGUAUUAAACAUGCUGAUUGCAGUGAUGACGCGCUCAUAUGAGGAAAUUUCGGACAACUCCGAUUUGAGUUGGAAAGUUUCUCGCACCCGAAUGUGGAUGAACUGGGUCGACAAGGGCAACGUGCUUCCACCUCCGCUCAACCUCAUCCCCAAUAGCAAGACACUGGCCGCAGUCUUCAGCCUCGCGUACCGAACAACGCUUGGAAAAGUCUCUAAGGUUGUUCUUAUUCCAUUUAUCAUCAUGAACGCCUUAUUGCCUCCGGACACGUCGCAGCAGAGCCCCAAGGUAGCUGUCAAGGCAGCACUAGAAUACAAGAGUCGUCGAAUGAUAAUUAAGAACAUUGUGGAUCGUUACCUUCGCAAACGACGCGAAGAGGCGCGUGCUGAUGAAGUCACACUAAGACAUCUAAAAGAAAUGGAAAAACGAAUGUGGACGCACAUGCACAAACACUGGGGACUAGUGCCAAGCUCUCCUCCUCUCUCUGAACACAGGAAGCAAAGCAGUUCACUACAUGAGGAAACGGCAUACUCAGAUCACCAAAAGUCGGUAACGGAAACGUUAGUCUGAGGUGUCACGCUCUUAGUGUCAGGCACCUUUUCCCUUGUGGGAAAACCAGGGAAAAAUUUCCUUAGUUAAUGCACAUUGGUGAACACUGGCAACAUAAGAACACAUAGACCAUCUUUAGUAUGGCGUGUAUUAUCAACGAUAUUGGAGAGACGUUAUGGCAUAGCAGGCGUAGACUAAUGGAAAAUAGAUAAUGGACCUGGGAGCUGAAACAUAAGAGCGACAUUCAAGCUGUGGAACGUAAAAUUGUUUAAUUUUCUAAAUUAUUUUUCAUUGUAAAUUCAUUGUAAAUGAAAAAUAAAGGCGUAACAUAACUUCA
Nematostella vectensis (starlet sea anemone) is the source of this 4071-nucleotide messenger RNA. RefSeq names its product short transient receptor potential channel 3. Gene Ontology annotation, molecular function: inositol 1,4,5 trisphosphate binding; store-operated calcium channel activity. Bases 1329 to 3755 code for a protein of 808 amino acids. The record is from RefSeq and is a predicted model, not a curated record. Gene Ontology annotation, cellular component: membrane; cation channel complex. Gene Ontology annotation, biological process: manganese ion transport; calcium ion transmembrane transport; regulation of cytosolic calcium ion concentration. Lineage: Eukaryota; Metazoa; Cnidaria; Anthozoa; Actiniaria; Edwardsiidae. The transcript has 9 exons.